AUGGCGUCACCGGCCGGCAAAGCAGGAGUCAUCCCUCCUACUGAGGAUGGCGAUACUCUCGACCAGGUUGCCCGGGUAGUUCUCGAUGAUAUCCUGUACAACGUUGUCCAGGACCUUCUUAGCAAGACACACAUGGAAGAAAAGCUUGCCAGAGCGGCUACUGCCUCGAUCCGUGUUGAGAAGCUUGCAUCCGACGCGGCAGAUGGUGGCGCGGAUUCAAAACCAGACGUUAGAAUCGAAACUGACGCUGCUAUUUACGAGGAUGGCAAAACAUUCUUUGCCCAAGAUGUCACCUUCCUCGACUUCUAUACCCGACAGAUGGAAAGGGCUCUCGAAAGCCUGAUCCGAGUGGAAUAUAUUGUAAAAGCAUCCAUACAUUGA
Molecule: messenger RNA, 381 nt
Organism: Parascedosporium putredinis
Lineage: Eukaryota; Fungi; Ascomycota; Sordariomycetes; Microascales; Microascaceae
Source: the annotation of a GenBank genome assembly